Messenger RNA from Colossoma macropomum (tambaqui), 1673 nucleotides. It is a transcript of the gene prlhr2a, whose product is annotated as prolactin releasing hormone receptor 2a. Gene Ontology annotation, cellular component: plasma membrane; neuron projection. The transcript is spliced from 3 exons. Gene Ontology annotation, biological process: G protein-coupled receptor signaling pathway. Lineage: Eukaryota; Metazoa; Chordata; Actinopteri; Characiformes; Serrasalmidae. Gene Ontology annotation, molecular function: neuropeptide Y receptor activity; neuropeptide binding. The record is from RefSeq and is a predicted model, not a curated record. Bases 112 to 1230 code for a protein of 372 amino acids.
CGUGCCCCUCAGCAGCGUCAACGGACCGACCUGAGCUUCAUCUUCUUCAGGAAAACUGGACUGAAUCUGCAGGAAAAGUGCUAGGCCACUGAGGCUGACAUCUAACUUUCAAUGAUGGAGGGCAGUGGUAGUGGUUGGCCAGGUGACCCCAUACCCUCCUGUUGCCUGAGUAACAUCACCACGGAGAACUCCAGCAUGGGUCGGAUAUAUGAAGUGGUGGUACAGUCAGCAAACAGCACUAGAAAACGCAGUCCACAGUUUGUUGGGGUGGAGCUCCUUCAGUCAUUCAAACCCCUCAUCAUCCCCUGUUAUGCCCUGGUAGUGCUGGUGGGUGUUUUUGGGAACUAUUUGCUGCUGUAUGUCAUCUGCCACACCAGGAAGAUGCACAACGUGACUAAUUUCUUCAUUGGGAACUUGGCAUUCUCAGACAUGCUGAUGUGUGCCACUUGUGUUCCCUUUACCCUGGCAUAUGCCUUCAACCCUCGAGGAUGGGUGUUUGGAAGAUUCAUGUGCUAUUUAGUGUUCCUUAUUCAGCCGGUGACUGUGUACGUGUCUGUGUUCACGCUAACCGCCAUUGGGGUGGACAGAUACUAUGCUACGGUCCACCCUCUGAAGAAACGCAUCUCUGUGUUGGCCUGCGCAUACCUCCUGUCCGGUAUAUGGAUCCUCUCCUGUGGCCUGGUGGCUCCAGCGGUGGCCCACACCUACCACGUAGAGUUCAAAGACGAGGGCUUCACAAUCUGCGAGGAGUUCUGGAUGGGCCAGGAACGUGAGCGAUUGGCCUACGCCUACAGCACGCUUUUCAUCACCUACGUCCUCCCGCUUUCCGCUCUCUGCAUCUCAUACCUGUGUAUCUCUGUCAAGCUUCGCAACUGUGUGGUGCCUGGGCACCGCACUCAGAGCCAGGCAGAGGCCCAGCGGGCCCGGAAGCGGAAAACAUUCCGCCUUGUGACGCUCGUGGUGGCAGCUUUUGCGGUCUGUUGGCUCCCGAUCAGUGUCUUUAACGUCCUUCGCGACAUUGAUAUCAACUUGAUUGAUAAGCGCUAUUUCCUGCUCAUCCAGCUGCUGUGUCACCUAUGUGCCAUGAGUUCAUCUUGCUGCAACCCCUUUCUGUACGCGUGGCUGCACGAUCGCUUCCGAGCAGAGCUACGAAAGAUGUUCACAUGCCACCGCCGAAUUGGGAUUGGGAUACCCGCCAACAACUGCGCCACUGCGAGCGUAGUGCUCUGACAGAAAUGACCCGGUGUGGGGUUAACGCCAGAGUGUGAGUGAUAACACAAACUCUGAAGUCCACACUUAAGUGGUCUGUUUCAGGUGCACAUACAGUCAGUGUAAAUACUUGCUUCAUUUGGCAACAUACGCGUGUUAGUAGCAUGUCCAGAAAGUGAGUGCAUAAACAGAGUGAACCUACUGGUGGUUAUGAUGACUUGCAAUGGGACACUACUCCUCGACUCAAGACUCUCAAGGACUAGCCCAAUGAUGCAUGUGCUUGCGGAAGGAAGGAUCAAGUGUGAGGACAAGUAAACAGAUCAAUUAUCUUUAUUCUUCUUAUUCUUCAGAAGCAAACCCUUCAGCUGAGAAUGAAACAGAGACACUACAAAUACGGGAACACUCUUUUGAAGUGACUGUAUGCUUGAAGACGUUUGUCUUUGAACAGUAUUUCCACAUGAAAC